AUGAGACUCAAGGCCUUGAUAAAAAAGAGGACAAACGAUCUUCUAGUUGCCUUGAGAAGUCUUAGAGGAAAGAUAUGCAGUGAAGACGUUCUUAGACAAGUUCUGGGCAAUAUCCAUAAAAGCUAUAUCCGCCUUGAGGUGCUACUAAAUAAGCCAGGACUUUCACAUCAGGAGCCUGUGGAAGUUGAUUCCACAAAUGGAGUCGUAAGGUAUAAAACAGGGAACCUUGAAUUUCUGUAUCAUGAGGAACAUGGGGUUAUCUCUGUAAGCACAGGCGACACGGGGAUAAAUAAUUACCUCCUCUGUUUGAUAAGAGGCAAACCGGUCGACACACACUUAGAAACUGCUUCGGCAAUGCUUGGGAUGUAUGCAGGAAAUGAAAGAGCAUUGUGUGAUGUGUGUGGAAAUUAUGCAACUGUUCCAGGGCUCUUGACACCGAUAUGCCGGUCUCCUGAAGAAGACUUCGUACUUGUACACCACGCCCAAUGCAAAGUGGAAUCUCUGGAGAAAUAA
Encephalitozoon intestinalis ATCC 50506 is the source of this 513-nucleotide messenger RNA. RefSeq lists its product as uncharacterized. NCBI's taxonomy places the organism in Eukaryota, Fungi, Microsporidia, Unikaryonidae. Bases 1 to 513 code for a protein of 170 amino acids. The record is from RefSeq and is a predicted model, not a curated record. The transcript has a single exon.